CAGCAUCCUUCAUCAGAGAGAGAGGAGAGAGAGAGGACGAAUGAGAGGAGAGCGAGACGGACAAAAGAUAAAGGAGAAGAAGACAACUGAUGGUGUGGACGAACGAAGGACGAGAGAUACUUAGACACAGAGACAAAAAAGAGAGAGAGAGAGAGAGAGAGAGAGAGAGAGAGAGAGCAGCAGAAGACUUUAACCUCAUCUGGGCCUGUGUGUGUGCGAGAUCAGCUGAUUGGAACACAGGUUGGAGGGCGGAGCCAUGAUGGGGAAGGAUUACAUGUUGGCCAUUAUCAUAGUGAACUAUGACGACAACAUCUGGACCGACCAGAACCUGCUGCUGGACCCGGACCUGCCCUCCGGCUGGAGAACCAUCAAAGACUCCACAGGAACCUACUACUGGCACGUUCCCACCGGCGCCACCCAGUGGCAACACCCCAGCCUCACUGGAAAGCCCCCGACCCCAGACCUACAGCAGGAGGAAGCUGGAGGACAGAGAGCACCUGAGGACAGGUCGUCAUGGCGACUUGAGGAUCACCUGACCAACCACGAUGAUUCACAGUGUUUUGCGGUGCGUUCUCUGGGCUGGCUGCAGGUGGAGGAGGAGGACAUGUCUCCAGGUCGCAGCAGUCUCGCUGUCAGUAAUGUCAUCCAGCAGCUGUCUCACUGCACUCCUGCUCCCGAGCAGAGAGACCGGCUGGGAGCCUGGGGGGAGGGGCGGGAGAUGAUGCUGGUUCUGAAGAAAGACACCCUGACGCUAUUGGACCCUUUGGACCACACACCCCUCCAUUGUCAGCCAAUCAUUAACAUCCGUGUCUGGGGGGUGGGCUGCAACAACGGCAGGGACUUUGCCUUCGUGGCGGGAGAUAAGGACACGUGUGUCCUCAAGUGUCACGUGUUCCGCUGCGACGCUCCGGCCAAGGCCAUCGCCACCGCUCUGCACCAGCUGUGCUCCAAGAUGAUGUCAGAGAAGACUCUGAUGAGGACGUCUCGCUCUCUUACCAUGGACAGUAUCUCACCUGAAGAUCUGCCCAGACAAGUUGAGUUUCUAGAGGCCGUGCAGCAGCAGGUCCAGAAGUUUGAUGUCCAGUACAUCGGAAACCUGCCGGUGUCCAGAGCCAUGGGCAUGGAGGUGUUGAACCGGGCGAUCGAGAGCAUCAUGACCUCCACAGAGAGAGAGGACUGGGAGCCGACGGUGAUCCACGUCACUGACAACGUCCUGUCGCUGUGGGGGGGCGAGGAGGGGGAGGAGCCAGUCUGGGAGUGUCAAGUUCGCUUCCUCACUUUUCUGGGCGUCGGCCAUGACAGCCACACCUUUGCUGUGAUCGCUGAGGGCGGCACGCAGCGGUUCGAGUGUCACGUGUUCUGGUGUGAACCGGACGCAGGACUCGUCUCUGAGGCCGUCCAGGCCGCGUGUAUGGUCCAGUAUCAGAAGUGUCUGGUGGCUCAGACUCCUCCUCCGAGGUCUAAGUCGUGGCGUGCGAACCCAUCGAAGGUCAAACGGGCGAACUCCAUGGACGGCGCCUCCUUCCCUCCUCUCACGUCCCGACCCCACAGCAGCUCCACCAUGAGGACGGCGUGGACACCGAAGGGCAGCGGCAGCGUGAGGACGGGGAUGACCGCGUUUCUCCAAACCUUUCGACACAGACAGACCGCCAUGUUCUAAAGACGGGGGCGCCACAUCAGAGGAGGUGUGUCACCUGAUCACCUGAAGUCAUGGCUCUGGUGGUCACCUGACUGACUCGGAUCAGUCUCCGGGGGAUUGGACCUGAACCGGACGUGUCUGAACUCGUCUCACAGCCGGAGCAUCAGGUGACCAGGACGUGGAUCAGACCAGGAAACGUCACCACGACAUCACGUGAUCAGAGCUCCACUCAGGAUCAUGUGACCUUUAUUAAACCUAUGAAGCUGAAAUAUGAGACAGCAGCUGUGUCUGAAAUCACUGAACUGUUGUUGGAUGUUUUGUGACAUUUUUUAUCCCAUAGAGUGCACUCAUUUCCCAUAAUGCAUCAUUAACAAUAGUUUACGACCAAUGGUCUGUAACAGACCAUCAUGCAUUGCACUGGUGGGCGACAGGACAGGAACAGUCCCACCUGUCGUAUAAAUGUAAAUAUGAUGUGUUCCCUUCAUGAAAAUAAUAAACAGAUAAAAUA
Molecule: messenger RNA, 2147 nt
Organism: Platichthys flesus (European flounder)
Lineage: Eukaryota; Metazoa; Chordata; Actinopteri; Pleuronectiformes; Pleuronectidae
Gene: apbb3
Product: amyloid beta (A4) precursor protein-binding, family B, member 3
Exons: 12
Coding region: 257-1660 (467 amino acids)
Biological process (GO): regulation of DNA-templated transcription
Cellular component (GO): cytoplasm; nucleus
Molecular function (GO): amyloid-beta binding; transcription factor binding
Source: RefSeq, a predicted model, not a curated record